GUCACGACAAGUUGUCACUGUCGAUGGAAACGGACAGAACGUCCCGUUCGUCGGCCAGUAGGAGCUGGCAGCGUGGAAGUUAUCGCGGCCGGGGCGGAAGACGGCGGAAGCGCAAGCGGAAACCGUGGGGUGAGCGGAUCGCCGACUGGACCAGGGCGCUGAUAGCCUUCCUCUUCAGUAACGUCGGCAUCGUGUGUCUCGUAGUCGGCUACACUAUAGCGGGCGCCUUCCUAUUCACCCACAUCGAGGGUAAAAGCAACUUGGAUAUCGCCGCCAACGUCACCAAGCUAAGAAAUCGCACGGCUGCCAAUCUUUGGGACCUAACGUCCAAGGAAAAUGUGUUCUCGGAAAAACUGUGGAAGGCAAAGGUGAGAGACAUUCUCGAGAAUUAUCAGACGAUGGUAGUGUCAGCCAUAAGAAAUGGGUACGAAGGCGUGGAGGAAAAUAAGUGGACCUUCGCCGGUGCUUUUCUGUAUUCCCUUACCGUGAUAACAACCAUCGAUGUCGAAAAAGACCGUAUGGUGCGGCAAGCGCGAGAACGUCGGAGAUAUCAAAUGAUCCGGCUACAAAAAGAGACAGGUGGCAGAUUGUAAGCACGUAUGGCGGGGAGGUAGAUACGUCGAGUUUGGACGUAGAGGAAACUUUGCCUAGAGACGACGACAACGGUGGCGACGG
Temnothorax curvispinosus is the source of this 675-nucleotide messenger RNA. RefSeq lists its product as uncharacterized. The record is from RefSeq and is a predicted model, not a curated record. The transcript is spliced from 4 exons. Lineage: Eukaryota; Metazoa; Arthropoda; Insecta; Hymenoptera; Formicidae. Gene Ontology annotation, cellular component: membrane. Gene Ontology annotation, molecular function: potassium ion leak channel activity. Gene Ontology annotation, biological process: stabilization of membrane potential; potassium ion transmembrane transport. Bases 24 to 593 code for a protein of 189 amino acids.